Tribolium madens (black flour beetle) is the source of this 1271-nucleotide messenger RNA. RefSeq names its product testis-specific serine/threonine-protein kinase 4-like. Lineage: Eukaryota; Metazoa; Arthropoda; Insecta; Coleoptera; Tenebrionidae. The coding region runs from base 124 to 1107 and encodes 327 amino acids. Gene Ontology annotation, biological process: microtubule cytoskeleton organization; protein phosphorylation; intracellular signal transduction. Gene Ontology annotation, cellular component: cytoplasm. Gene Ontology annotation, molecular function: protein serine/threonine kinase activity; tau-protein kinase activity; ATP binding. The record is from RefSeq and is a predicted model, not a curated record. The transcript is spliced from 4 exons.
GUUUCAAAAUUUUGUUUUUGUUGACACGUCUUACGUCAUUAGUAUUUUCGUGUCAUUCAAAAUUUCAGUAAAAAUGGAAUAAAUCAUUUUAGCUUAUAGUGACAUGAUUUGGUAUUACAAGUUAUGUCCGCUCCCCAAAAAACCAACAGUCCUAUCAUCACCACUCAAGUGGUAACAGGCCAGCCGAUACUUAAAGAAGGCAAGAAACAAACUGUUCUUGAAUCUCAUGGAUACAUUUUGGGAAAAACGAUUGGUUCUGGCUCAUAUGCCACAGUGCGGAUGGCACACAGCGAGCGUCACAACAUGAAUGUCGCGGUCAAAAUCGUAAGCAAAUUUUCAGCACCGGCAGACUACUUGAAGAAAUUUUUACCAAGGGAGAUCGAAGUGGUUAAAGGACUCAAACACCCAAAUUUGAUCCGAUUUUUGCAAGCCAUAGAAACGACCCACAGAGUGUAUAUUAUAAUGGAAUAUGCCGAAAACGGGAGUCUUUUAGAAAUAAUUCGCAAAGAGUCAUACAUUGAGGAAAACCGAGCUCGUAAGUGGUUUCGACAACUCGUCGACGCUGUCGACUAUUGCCAUGAGCGAGGUGUAGUACACCGAGACAUCAAAUGUGAAAACCUACUCCUCAACACUGAAUUCGAGAUAAAACUUUCGGAUUUUGGCUUCGCCAGAGGCCACAUGAAGGUCAAGAACGGGCAAGCCCCCUUGAGCGAAACCUUUUGUGGGAGCUACGCUUACGCUUCCCCCGAAAUCCUCAAAGGUAUCCCCUACCAGCCCCAAUUUUCCGACAUAUGGUCAAUGGGGGUUGUCCUGUUCGCCAUGGUUUACGGCCGUUUGCCAUUCGAUGAUACGAAUUACCGCGAUUUGGUCAAGCAAGUCACCAACAAAGUUGUCUACCCGAAAGAACCCAAAGUGUCGAUGAUGUGCAAAUCAUUAAUAAAUAAAAUUUUAGCGCCGCUUAAAGCCAGGAUUAGGAUUCCGGGGAUCAAAACCGAUCCCUGGUAUGUUUACAAUACGAAUGAUGGGGGUCAUGGAAGCAGGGAACGAAAUGUAGUAUCAGAACCCACUUCUGAUGAUGUGUCUUUACUAAAAAUUAAAUACUUUUGAUGGUAGGAACCCGAGCGAGGCGGAAACGUCAGUACUGCGUCUAUUCCGAAAGAGACUUGAGUCGGCGAAGUCAAAACAAGGAAGUAUCUGGUAUAAAGUGGCUUUUAUUAUCGUUUUAUAAGACUGGCUGAUUAUAAAAUAUACAAGAAAACUUACAUUACUGA